AUGGAAAAAGAAACAAGAAUAAAUAAUCUAGAAUUUCAUUGCAUACCAGAAAACCGUGGUGAAAACUUAGUCAACACUUUACAACAAAUAGGAAAAACUAUAGGUAGAUAUGUAGAAGAUGGUCAUAUAGUUAAAUGCACCCGGAUUGCGAAGUGGAAUAAGGAGAACAAUCGUCCACGAACUGUUUUGGCGAAGUUUGCAACACCCCUAUUGAGAGAUAAAUUUUUUGCUAAUGCAAUAAAUUACAAUAAAACCCAGCCGUCUGAUAAACUUAACUCUUCACAUUUGGGAAUAGCAGGUGAAAAAAUGCCUGUCUUCGUGUGUGAACAUCUUACCCCGGAAGUCAAGGCAUUACACGCAGCUGCUCGUCGAUUUGCCAAAGAGAAAUCGUAUAAAUUCGUCUGGUCGCGGAAUGGUAAGAUCUACUUAAGGAAAGCGCCGUCCAGUGAUGCAAUUCUUGUUAAGAACUUGGAGUUCCUUAACGAAAUUUCUUAA
Parnassius apollo (apollo) is the source of this 495-nucleotide messenger RNA. The record is from the annotation of a GenBank genome assembly. NCBI's taxonomy places the organism in Eukaryota, Metazoa, Arthropoda, Insecta, Lepidoptera, Papilionidae.